AUGGACACUGAAAAACUGCAACCGCGAGACGCCUUCGACACUGAGCAUCUGACGACAAACAGCGGCGCUCCAGUUGACGACAGCCUCAAUUCGUUGACCCUUGGUGAACGUGGUCCAGUUCUGUUGUCUGACUUCCACCUCGUCGAGAAGCUCGCCAACUUUGACCGCGAGGUAAUUCCCGAGCGGCGAGUUCACGCGCGCGGCAUCGCAGCAAAGGGUGUCUUCAUCUGCACGAACGAUGUAUCCAAAUACACCAUGGCGGACCCGUUCACCGAAGUCGGAAAACGGACGCCGAUGGCUGUCAGGUUUUCCACCGUUGUGCAUUCGAGAGGCUCGCCGGAGACGCUUCGCGACCCGCGUGGGUUUGCGACCAAGUUUUAUACCGGGAAAGGCAACUGGGAUCUCGUGGGGAAUUUAGAACCGGUGUUCUUCAUUCGAGAUGCUAUGCAGUUUCCGGAGAUGGUGCAUGCUUUCAAACCGAGCCCGAAGACAGAGAAGCAGGAGUGGCAUAGAAUUUUAGACUUUCUGUCCUUUCAUCCAGAGUGCAUGCAUAUGAUGACAUGGCUGCUCGAUGAUGUGGGAAUUCCAAAGAAUUAUACCACUAUGAAUGGCGCUGGUGUGCAUACUUUUGUGAUGAUUAAUGCCGCAGGGAAGGAGACAUAUGUUAAGUUCCACUGGAUUUCCGAGCAAGGAGAACACAAUUUAUUGGACGAUGAGGCCAAGCAGGUUGCCGGGGAGGACUUCAGUCAUGCUACAUCGCAUCUUAUCGACAGCAUUGAGAUGGGUAACUACCCGGCUUGGCGGCUGAAGAUUCAAGUGAUGGAUCCGGCGACGGAACUGAACCAUAGCUGGGGGGAUCCUCUUGAUCCUACUAAGACCUGGCCGGAGAAGGACUUUCCCAUGAUACAAGUCGGCCGUAUGGUUCUCAAUCAGAACAUGGACAACCAGUUCUUACAGACUGAGAGCCUUGCCUUCUCUCCAGGAAAUGUCAUUCCAGGCAUCACUUUCAGUCAAGACAAGUUGCUGCAAGGGCGCAUAUUCAGUUAUGCUGACACGCAGCGGUACCGUCUGGGUGCAAAUUACUUGCAAAUUCCUAUCAAUGCCCCACGUUGUCCGUUCAUGAACAGACAGUUUGACGGUGCUGGAGCGACAAUGCACCGCAAAGAGGAGGUCAACUACUUCCCUAGCACGCUUCAUAAUGCAGAGACCGUUGGGGAAUCGCAUGUACCCAAUGUGAAGCGGCCGGUGUCCGGGACGCAGACUCGCCGUGCACUCUCCAAGCAGAACAAUUUUGGACAGGCAGGGGAGAGAUGGCGGAGCUUCGAUGAACCUAGGCGGCAGAGACUGGUGGUUCGCGCUGCUGAGAAGUUGAAUGCGCCGAGGGUGCCGAGGCAUCUCAAGAAUACGUGGAUUGAGUAUUGGACGAAAUGCGACCGUGACUUGGGGGCGAGAGUGGCGGCUCUAGUUAAGAUGAGCAGCUUGUAAUUGGCUCGAAGUGUGUAGUGCGUGUAGAGAUGAGUAGAAAGUCGAGCUGCGAACAGGCAUCGAUAGCGUCGCGCGUAUGUGCACUAUUAAAUGAGUGGGCUAGACGAUUCCGUUUAA
This is a messenger RNA of Chondrus crispus (carragheen), 1602 nucleotides long. RefSeq lists its product as hypothetical. Lineage: Eukaryota; Rhodophyta; Florideophyceae; Gigartinales; Gigartinaceae. Bases 1 to 1485 code for a protein of 494 amino acids. Gene Ontology annotation, biological process: hydrogen peroxide catabolic process; response to hydrogen peroxide. The record is from RefSeq and is a predicted model, not a curated record. The transcript has 2 exons. Gene Ontology annotation, molecular function: catalase activity; heme binding. Gene Ontology annotation, cellular component: cytoplasm.